Arabis nemorensis is the source of this 1386-nucleotide messenger RNA. The record is from the annotation of a GenBank genome assembly. Lineage: Eukaryota; Viridiplantae; Streptophyta; Magnoliopsida; Brassicales; Brassicaceae.
AUGUCUUACACUAAGAAACAUGUCAAGAUCGACCUUUGGCCGGAGAAGGAGAAAGAGAAAUACCCUAAAAACAGAGAAACCCUUAAGUUCAUAACAAUUCAAACUCUUCUUCUCUUGUGCUCCAUUUCUCUCAUCUUCCUAAUUCUCCUUCUCCCUUUCACAUCUCCACCACAAACAAAAAAAUCCCCAUCCACACUCCCUCGCAAGUGCGACCAAAACUUCACCGUCUACGUCUACGAUCUUCCCAUAGAGUUCAACAUCGGCCUCCUCCAAAACUGCCGACACUUGAACAUCUACACGGACAUGUGUCCGCACGUAGCCAACAACGGUCUCGGUCAGCCUCUCCGUCGCGGCGGCAGCCGCGGGACGUGGUUCGCGACGCACCAGUUCAUAGCCGAGAUGAUCUUCCACGCACGUGCGUUGAACCACCCGUGCCGCACGUUUGAGCCAGACAAAGCCGACAUAUUCUACGUUCCUUUUUACGGUGGGCUCUACUCUUCAAGCGUGUUCCGAGAACAAAACCUAACGAAGCGCGACGAGCUAGCCGUUAGAUUAGUCGACUACGUUAGUGGUCAACGAUGGUGGAAGAGAACCAACGGUCGUGAUCAUUUCUUGGCGAUUGGAAGAACCGCUUGGGAUUUCAUGCGAUCAAGUGAAGACCCUGACUUUGGUGCAAACAUGCUCAUGCAAAUGCCACGUGUCAUGAACAUGUCGGUUCUGACCGUGGAGAGGCAACCGUGGAAAGGUGACAAUCAGUUCGGUUUACCGUACCCUUCUUAUUUUCACCCGUACACGUCAGCAGAGAUGGUGACGUGGCAAGACAAGAUGAGAAGAGUCGAGAGACCACACUUGUUUAGUUUUGUCGGUGGUCCGAGAAAGGGCUUGGAGAAAGCAGCCAUUAGGGACGAGCUGAUCAGACAAUGUGCCGGCUCGAGCCGCUGUGAGCUACUCAAGUGUCAAAGUGGAGGGUCCAGGUGCCACGACCCGAUGGUUGUAUUAGGAGUGAUGGCUCGGUCACGGUUCUGCCUACAAGCACCAGGGGACUCGUUCACGCGCAGAUCAACAUUCGAUGCAAUGUUAGCCGGAUGCAUACCGGUCUUUUUUUCACCCCACACUAUGUAUACACAGUACAUGUGGUAUCUUCCUGACGACAGAAGAAGUUACUCAGUGUUCAUGGACAAUAAGAACAGCACUCAGAUAGAACACGAGCUCUCGAGGAUCUCGGAGAGCGAUGUGGUUAAAAUGAGGGAAACGGUCAUCAAUUUGAUACCGAGACUGACUUAUGCGCACCCAAACGCAACUAACUAUGAUUUGCCAGAUGCGGUUGAUGUAGCGUUAGAGGCACUAGCUAAGCAAGCAAGGGCCAAGGUUGUGUAUCCAUUGUAA